GUACACAGCGCCUUGUCCCUGUCGGCGAUAAAGCCAGCAUGGCAACCAAUAAGACGGGGGACGUGGUCCUCGUGGGUGAGAGGGUAGAUAAGCGGCUCUGGAGGCCAGUGGGUAAAGUGAGGUCGUCUUCCCGUUUCAUCCAGAGAGCGGUGUACAGUGGAUGGGUGAGGGAGCAUCGAUGGUGUUGAGGCGUGAGCGGGCGUGCGUUCGCGGAAUCGGGACGGCCGGGGGACGUGCGCACCACCACCAGCAAGGGAUGGCAGGCUGAAGACGCAGAAUCAGAUAGGAUAAACAAACCAACAUUGAUAAUAAUGUCAUCAAUAACAACGCCAAAACAAACACCACUCUCGUCUCGUCGCCCGAUCCUUCCAAUCAUUCGACGUCUUGGCGUGGCCGGAACCACUCAUCCCAUACAUAUGGGCCUUUUCAGCUCCCCUUCAGUGUACAUUCAUGUCGUGUGCAACCUCAAGCACCUCCAUGCAUCUUGUACACUGGCGACCGCAACUUACCGUCCUACACACACCCUCCACCUCAUCCCAACUGUGGCACACCCACAAGACGUGAGUAGAGGAUACAAAUUGCUGUGCGUUUGCUCUCCCUGCAAUACCUACAUCUUGAUGUUCCAGGCCGCCCCAGGUCGGCAGAUGGGAAUACCCAGAUGCUGUACCCACAAACCUUUACAGUUGGUAAACGUGUGAUGCACUGUAUCCUAUAAUAACCUUUGCCUUGCCCGACUGAUAUCCGCGGUUGAUGCGAAAGCUCUGCGAACAAGCGUUGGCCGGCACUCGCUCCACGCCACACCUUCACAACCUUCACGCCAUUGUCGACGCCGUUCGAGCCGAAAUGCCGUGAAUCUGCAGGAUAUGAAUGUACAAAUAAGACAAGGGUGAUUUUCCAAUAUUCAGACCCGAAUCUUGGCCCCGUGGUUAUGGUCUCAACUUUCCACACUCAAAUAACAAUUGUCAUUGCAAUCAAGGAUCCACCCCAUGCAUAGUGUUGCAAGAGCAGCUGUUGGCCAUCUUCAACAUGGUGAAAUAGGUGACGGGCACACGCAACAUCAUCCAAUAUAAAGCCUCACAUGCAGCCAGGAACGCCAUGCCCAAAGACCAUGAAUUGUUCAUAUUCGCAUUGCUUAAUCCUAACGCACGCUCGCUC
Periconia digitata is the source of this 1155-nucleotide messenger RNA. The record is from the annotation of a GenBank genome assembly. Lineage: Eukaryota; Fungi; Ascomycota; Dothideomycetes; Pleosporales; Periconiaceae.